Molecule: messenger RNA, 2641 nt
Organism: Amphibalanus amphitrite
Lineage: Eukaryota; Metazoa; Arthropoda; Thecostraca; Balanomorpha; Balanidae
Exons: 8
Coding region: 605-1765 (386 amino acids)
Biological process (GO): regulation of Toll signaling pathway; central nervous system formation; innate immune response
Cellular component (GO): extracellular region
Molecular function (GO): growth factor activity; Toll binding
Source: RefSeq, a predicted model, not a curated record
AGUAGCGCCACAGCGCCAGGUAGCGGACGGAGGGCCAGUCAGCCGGCGACCGCACUACCCGCAACACACACCGGCACGGGAGCGAGACGGGAGGGGUGGAGAGGUGGACAACGGUGGACAGUGGACGGUGGAGAGGAAGACUGCAAACAGCAUACAAGAGACAGUGAACCGUGGACAGUAGGCAGAAAGGGAACAGUGGACGUUGGUCUGUUGACAGCGAAGAGUGGGGAAACGAGAAAUAGAAAACAGUAGACAACAAACGAUUGACAGACGAGAGUGGAGCGAGAACAUUGACGUAACAUAGCAUCAGGGCUGUCGACGAUGGUUUCCAGGGUAUAACUAGCGUCCAAAAGGAGCUAAGACGGUUCCAGUCAGUGUGUGUGACCUGUGCUUGGGUCACGUGACUCGUGACCUCUGACGCGACCUGACGUCAGGCUCGGAGCUGAGGUGACCGAGGUGAAGACAAAACGUGAGGUGCGAACUGUGGUGAGAACAGGGAGUGAGCUGUUCACAUCGGUGAGAAGUCUGCACGUGUGGAAGAAUCGAACGAGCCGCUAGCUGCGGCUUGUGAUAAGACACCGUCUCAACGAGUCUGCGAUCAGCGAUGAUAAUGCUUGGAGAGGCGUUACUUCUGACGGUGUGUGCCCUGGCGGCCUCUGUCGGUGCUGUCGAAAUGACACCACCCGAUGGGUACUACCUGUUCGACACAGCUCCCUUCAAGACACCGCCCAAAGUGCGAAAACCACCGUACGCGCAAACGUCCAAACCGUGUCCAGGCCUGGACUCGCCAAAGGAGGACAUGCGCCUCUCGGAGACGCUGUGCGGAGACCUUCAGACAGGAAAACUGCCCAAGAACCCCAUCCAGCCUGAGGGAUUCGACGGACAUGCCUACCCUUUCGAGCUAAUCAAGAACAAAUCGUUGGAGUUUUUCGGCUCGACUCUUCCCAUUCUGAAGAAGGACCCGACACUGCCCAAAGUGGCACGGUUCCAGAAGCCGAGCAAAAUCAAACACCACGCGCAAUCAAACGGUCUGUUUGCUAAGCGCGGCCGCGGUCGGCGCUCGGCUGAAGGUCAAGGUCAAGGUCAAGGUCAGCCGAAGGCGGACGCUGGAGACGAGGAGCCGGCGAGGAACAGCCGCGGAUUCUGCGACACCAACUGGGGCGUAUUCUGCACCCUGUUCAGGGGCUGGUCGGGCGGCGGCGGCGGCGGCGGGGACUCUGACGAAGAGGUCAGCCAGAGGUCAUCCCCUGACCUGACCUCGGGAGACGCGCCGCUGACCCCGUGUCCUUCGGUGGUCGACUACGUGACGCCGGUGUUCGCUCGGAACUACGAGGGGAUUUGGCGUUACGUGGUGCAGAUUCCUCACGAAGGGUACUUCACUCAGACCAUUGAGGUCACCAGCUGCGUGUCAAGUCGUUGCCACCUUCUCGAAGGCUCAUGUCUCUCCUCUCCGCGGUGGAUCUCUCUACUAGUCGCCGAACUAUUCUACCCACACCAGACCUUCCCCCUGGCGGCGCCUGUGACGCCGCCGCGGGCGCCUGUGAGCGGUCAGCAACCGCCCGCCCCCGCCCCCGCCCCAGCCCAGCUACAGGAGCGGGCAGGGCGGCCGGCGGAGCACUGCGACGGGACAGAUCAGCUGGGCUGCUAUCAGGUUCGUCUCUACUACGACUGGUUCCUGGUGCCGGGCAGCUGCAAAUGCUGGAAAAACGACGUGUUCGCCCAGUACCGCGCGGCAAAACGGACCCCAAAGUCCGCCGGCCACUGAGAGGGAUCCAAGAAGGCGCCGAGAGGGGACCAAGAAGGCGCCGAUAGCCUGAAGAAGACACCGAGAGGGUACUAGGGAUUUGCUGAGAGAUGACCGGGAAAUCACUGAGAGUAAUUUUCGUGACACUGUAUUGCAAGGUUAUGAGAGAGUGCUAAAACGCUCUUUGUGAACGCCGAGAGCGCUGAAAUGACUCUGAGAGGGUGCUUAGAGGUCUUAAGGGAUAUCAAAGAAGGCAAUCGAUCACCAAGAUGUGCGUACAUUUUUCCGGCGGUGUGACUGAACAACGGCAGCUUACUAGCAGCGUAGUUAUACGAUGCAAAGUAAACAAAAUAUGAAGCCAGAGGUAUGCUAUAUUUGUUAUAGUUUAGAUGUGUGAUUGCGCUUAUUGUCAGGUCGGCAUCUUUUCGAGUGCUAGAACGAAAUUUCCGACAUCAUUUGGCAUCAUUCAUGUUUCAAAUUGAAAUUACUCAAGACGAAUAAAUGAUAAGCGUUUCGUGAUACCUAGCCCAAUAGUUGUUAGGCUCUCAUAUGUGUAUGGUGUAAGUUAAGCUUCUGGUCAAGCGCCUUCUUGGGCUUGGCACAUAUUUAUUUGUAGCAUCAUUCAACCAACCAAACAAGUUUGUCCAGCAUUGAUACAGAGUUCAUUCAUGUUUAGUUUUCUUUGCCAGGAUAUAUUCCUCUCCGAGAAUGAUCGCAAAUGUGCUUAGCUCAGCCAUGGAUGAUAUCGGAGACUCCACCGAAAUAGAACCGGUUGUUUUGUUACGUGAAUGUGUGAUGCAGUGGUAGAAUAGUUUGUUUACUGUGGAUAUUCCGUCCCGUAGAAAAGUAUGUACUAUGUACCGCUAAGUAACUCUGUAAUAAAUUGAGUUAAUGUUG